GCCAUCGAGGGCAAAUCCCUGGAGUGCGUGAAGGAGAUUUUCGGAAGAGGAGCAGACGUGAACUCACGGCAGGGCAAGUCGGAAGUGACGCCACUGCUGCUCGCGCUGUCGUUGAGAGAGGAGAGCAUCGCGAGCUACCUGCUCGAGAGGAAUGCUGAUGUCUUCCGGAGCGAUGCUGAUGGAACCUUGCCGCUCCACAUGGCAGCUGCUGCAUGUCACGUGGACUGCGUGAAGGUGCUGAUUGAGCAUGGUGCUAACGUGGACCAAAGGGACUCGCAAGGCUGGAGCCCCCUG
Molecule: messenger RNA, 294 nt
Organism: Guillardia theta CCMP2712
Lineage: Eukaryota; Cryptophyceae; Pyrenomonadales; Geminigeraceae
Exons: 2
Molecular function (GO): protein binding
Source: RefSeq, a predicted model, not a curated record